AUGGCUUUAUGUUCAGACAGAUUCGGAAUAAACGUGUCUUGUGGUGAAAAUGUAACAAGCAUGCAUUUUGAUGAUGAUAGUUUGGUAAAAUUAAUUACAAAUGAAAUCAUCGAGAUUUUGCAAUUGGAUGAAGAUGAAAUAGGAUGUGCAGUUAUUAAGGAUUUGUUGGAAAAUGGUCGACAAUCAUUAGUCAAAUAUAAAGAUGACAUUAUACCCAAAGUAUAUAAUGAAGUUAUGAACGGUACUGAUACUCGAUUGACGAGUUCAUUAAAAAAUUAUUUUCGCCUAAAGUGGGAAAUAUUAUAUGGUUCAGCACAUUCCUGGUUCAUUUCAUUCCUUCAACAGUAUGAAAAUGGAGAAAAUCAUGAUAUAUAUGAAGCUGUUUUGGCUCGUACAGCAGAAUAUGGAAAUAAAUAUAUGAACGAUUAUCCAUUAUUGUCAAUUAUUCUACAAUUUCUUUUCGAAAGUAUCGAUGAUGACUGUCUAGAGGGAAAAGAUAAUGUCUUCGAUGAUUUGUGGACGACAAUAACUAAUGAUGGUUUACAAUUAAUAACAAAAUAUUCCGAGUAUAUUGUUAAAAAAGUAUUGAAUGAACAGUUAAAAACGGAUUCAGUACUAUUCAAAGUAGUACGCGAAUAUUAUCGUCCAAAUUGUUUUUUAUCUCUAACACAAAGUUCUAUUCCAAAUAAGGGAAAUAUAUACGAAUUAGCAUUAGAUGAUGUUGUUGAACAUGGAUGGUUAAGUAAUAUGAAAUCUAUUCAACAUGAUAUUACACCAAGACGUUAUGAAACCUUAUUGAAAAACCUUCAUUCUUUUUAUAAGAAGCAAAAACUAUCUGAAAAUGAAGAUUCGAGUGGUUCAGUCGCUCCAGCAUUGAAGACCGAUGUAAACGACGUGCAGCAAGAAUCUUCAAUCGAAACGAGUGAAUCCAAUAUAAAUCAACUGGAAAUAAUAGAUGCAAAGCAAAAUGUAAUUUCAACGAAUGAACCAUUAGCAGAUACUACAACUGAUAUCGAUGUGUUGAAUCAUGCUACUACUACAACAAAUAUCGAGAAUAAAGACGCUCAAAAAGAUAAACAAGAACAGGAAGAUAAUGAAUCGAAUGUCUCAUAUGAUUCAAAGACUAAUUCGGACGGCACUGAUAACAUGUUCGAAUGUAGUAAAAAUACUAUAUUCAUUAGUGGGUUACCGGCGAAUAUGUCCAAGGAACGGCUGUUUGAUAAAGUUAAAGAUGUAUUUUCUACUUGUGGUAAUAUUACAACCUAUGGGAAAACAAACAAACCGGAUAUCCACUUAUUUCCGAAAAAAGACAAUAGAUCUAUACUUAAUGGCACAGCCAUGGUAAAAUUUGAAAAAGAAGAUUCGGUGAUGAAAGCAAUUGAAAAAUAUAAUAGAAAACAAGUACCAGCAUUAGAUAAUAAGCAAAUUAAUGUUAGGUUCGGCAGAGUGAAGCGUGAAAAGAUAGAAAUACUAUCGAAAUCAACAGAACCAAAACCAAAAGCUAAAGAUCAUUUUGAAAAAGAUCAAAAUACAAUUUAUACAGAAGUAUAUAGGCAACAACCAAAACGUGAUCAAUCUGUCAGUUCAAAUGGUUCAUUAAAUAGAGUUACUGAUUCUGUUGAUACGCCAAUAUCCAGGAAGAGCGUGAUAUUUGUCACUGGUUUACCAACGAACAUGCUUGAACAACGUCUGUUCGAUACACUAUGGGAUGAAUUUUCCAAUGUUGGUUCAAUUAAAAUUAAUCGAAAAACCAGCAGACCGUGUAUAUGUUUAUUUAAGACAAAAGGUCUCAAGCCACAACUCACCGGAGCAGGAAUGAUCACAUUUGAAAACGAAGAAUCAGUUGAAAAGGCUACCAAGAUUUACAAUGCGAAACAAGUAUCUUUAUUAAAUAAUAAUCAAAUAACUGCCAAGCGAUUUAAAAUAGGACCUGCUAAACCAACACAAUCGUUUGAACCACGUUCGCAAUUACUUCUUCAACCACCGUCAGUGCAAAUGCCUCGACCAGAAGAUCAACCCGAUGGACCAGUAAGCAUCUUUUGGGAUAUCGAGAAUGUACCAAUUCCUGCCGGAAAUGAUGCUUUCGAAAUAGUCCGCAAACUACGACAAAGAUUAAUAAGUGACCGAAAAUUAUCGGAAGGUACUUUUAAAACUUAUUACCGCAACGCCAAUCACAUUCUUCCAGAACAUCGAACCAAUCUUCACUAUGCCAAUGUAUUGGCACAACAUAUAGAAAGUAUCAAGUAUGGAGCUGUCGACAUUCAAAUUCAUAAAGAUCUACAACGGUUCAUAGAGCAACAUAAAACGUCUGCCACAGUGGUUCUUAUAAGUGGAGACAUUGACUUCAUCAACGAUAUAAAUGAGCUUCGGUAUCGCCAUAAACAUUAUACUAUUAUUAUACAUAAUCCACAAGCGAAAGAGCAACUUUUGAAGACAGCUAACGAAUUUAUUCCUUGGGAAGAAUUUAUUGAGAAGAAAUGUAAUAAUGAAUCCAGAAAACAAUGCACGUUCAAGACGUCAAAAAAUCUGUCGAAGGAAGUUAAACAGUCUCAAAUAUUUAGUGUUGCGGUGCUAACAGACAAAUUGACAAGAAUUGCUAGUCCAAAGCAAAACCUUGACAAGACUCGUACAUCCACUCCGCCGUUACAACGUCCACCAUCGAUAGCAUCGAAUUCACCCACCAAUGCAAAACCCAGUCAGGAAAAACGACACAGAAAUAAAACGAAACCUAGUGCUCAAUCGCCAGUACCAUUGGUAUUAUUGACAAACGAAACUGAAAAAUCUGAAAAGAAAAAUAAGCCUGCUGAAGUCGAAAACUUGUUUGUAUGCUCUAUGUGCACUAGAAAAUUUCCUACCGAUGCCGGUCGAAUUCAACAUGAGCAAGAUAAACAUAAAGUUGGUACAUUGGUCGACAUAUUUUCUACAACAUCGACAAAUGAUACACAGAAUCACAGUCAGUCAUCUAACCACGACAAUCUAUUAUAUACUGAUCUUAUUGCCUUAACCUAUGAUGACGAUGAUGAUGAUGAUUGGGAUCUUUCACAACCGAAUUUAUCAACAGUAACGACUGGAACAAAUCUUCCCGUAGAAGACAUUAGUGAUGGUGACAGCGACGCGUCUGAAUCAUCAUUCACUCAAAUUGAAUGA
This is a messenger RNA of Adineta steineri, 3147 nucleotides long. The record is from the annotation of a GenBank genome assembly. Lineage: Eukaryota; Metazoa; Rotifera; Eurotatoria; Adinetida; Adinetidae.